UAUAUAUUCACUGUUGUUCUAGAGAAGGAAGAUGGGUCGGAUAAAAAGGAGGGAGAAAAUAUUUGUCAAUUGUCAAUGGAUUCAAAGGACACCGACAAGCCACCAAAAAAUAUUUUUACAUGAUUUUAAUUUUCUCCUCUGUAUUCUGUACUACUAUUUCUAGUAUUCUUGUUCUAGUAGGUCGACUUUUCUUUGUUUUCUGGCGGCCAUUCACUCUCCUUCUCCUAUAUUUCCUCCCUCUUUCUCUAUCUCUCUUUUAAGCUGUUCAAUUGUAGUAACUAAAUACAUUCGGUUUAAGGAAAAGAUGAUGGCAAGGGGAGGUACAAAUAGUAGUUUGAGGAAAUAUUUGGGAUCCAUCAAGGAUACAACUACAAUUAGCUUGGCUAAAGUUAAUAGUGACUAUAAGGAGUUAGAUAUAGCCAUUGUUAGAGCAACUAAUCAUGUAGAGCGACUUGCGAAAGAGAAACACAUAAGAGCUAUCUUUGUAGCAAUUUCUGCUACAAGGCCUCGGACUGAUGUUGCAUAUUGUAUACAUGCUCUUGCGAGGCGCUUAGCAAAGACUCAUAAUUGGGCGGUUGCACUGAAAACAUUGAUUGUUAUUCAUCGUGCUUUGAGAGAAGUGGAACCUACAUUCCAUGAAGAGCUUAUUAACUAUGAAAGGGGCAGAAUUCAUAUGCUCAAUAUGUCGCAUUUUAGAGAUGAUUCAAGUGCUAGUGCAUGGGAUUACUCUGCUUGGGUUCGUUCGUAUGCCUUAUUUUUGGAAGAAAGGUUGGAAUGUUAUCGUGUCUUGAAAUAUGAUGUUGAGACAGAGCGCCCCAGAACCAAGGAUGUUGAUACCAUGGAUUUGCUUGAGCAGUUGCCGGCAUUGCAGCAACUUCUUUAUCGAGCUAUUGGUUGCCUGCCUGAAGGAGCAGCAGUUCAUAAUCAUGUCAUCCAAUUGGCACUUUCUAUGGUUGCUUCAGAAAGCACUAAAAUCUACAAUGCAAUCAGUGAUGGUACUGUUAAUCUUGUUGACAAGUUCUUUGAAAUGCAACCGAGUGAUGCAACGAGGUCUCUUGAUAUAUAUCGUAGAGCAGGACAACAGGCUGAAAGGUUGUCAGAGUUCUAUGAAGUAUGCAAGAGCCUUGAUGUUGGACGUGGCGAGAAAUUUAUUAAAAUUGAGCAGCCUCCUGCAUCAUUCUUACAAGCCAUGGAGGAGUACGUGAAAGAAGCGCCUAGAGGUUCAACUUUAUGCAAAGAACAGGUCAAGCAUGUGGUUGAUGAAAAACCUACAGUUGUCCUGCAAAUUGAGAACACGGAUACUACUGAUGUAAAGGAAGAACAUCCUCCAUCACCGCCUCCUCCAGAACCAGUUAAGGAGGAAAAACCGUUUACUGAAGUUCCUGAUUUGUUGAGUCUUGACGAUCCUAAGCCAGUUGCCUCAGAGUUAGACAAGAAAAAUGCAUUGGCUCUAGCUAUUGUUCCGAUUGAUCACUUAUCAAACAGUGCUCCAGCUCCUAAAUUGGAAAAUGGCGCGACUGGAUGGGAACUGGCACUUGUCACUGCUCCAAGUUCGAAUGAGACUAUUACUUCUACUACUAAACUGGCUGGAGGACUGGAUAAGCUAACAUUAGACAGCCUCUAUGAUGAUGCAAUGAGAAAAACCCAACAACCGACAAGCUACAACCCAUGGGAGCCCGCUCCACUGACCAAUCCUAUGAUGCAACAACCUAUCUAUGACCCAUUUUUUGCCUCGAAUGCCAUGGUUGCGCCUCAUUCUGUUCAGAUGGCUGCCAUGGCCAAUCAACAGCAAGCAUUCCUUCUACAGCAGCAGCAGCAAAUGAUGAUGGCCGCACAACAACAGCAUCUAUUCGCCGUACAACAACAGCAACUGCCACAGAUGAACCCUUUUGGCAACCCUUAUGCCGCUAACGCAUAUGGUACCGGCUCGCCUAUGCAAACACAGAACUCAUACACCAGAAUGUUGUGAGUUUUCAUACAAGGUUAUUGACAAUAAUAUGGAGAAAACAACAGACGGGUAUAUUGGAUUCUUGAAGCGGAAGAGACAAGAAAGAAGUCCAUAUACCAUAUUUUGUGCAUUUUUAGGUAUAGAGAUAGCGUAUUAUUGAUUGAUAAUUAUAGGGAGUAACAUUUGUAAAAUUUAUUGUUCAUUCUUGGUGAAAAUCUAGCUCGAUUAAUUGAUUGUAAUUAUUUUUUGAAUUGCUUGUUUGUUGUUAAAGUUGAGCAGGUACUUUGAGCUAAGUUUCGUAAGUCUGCCCUGCUUAUAGCUUGAGAUUGAAUAGAAAAUUGAACUGUAUUUUUCUGCUUGUGAAUCUGUUAUGAUAGUGUGUGCUUGGUUUAACAAGCUGCAUAGUGG
Messenger RNA from Amaranthus tricolor (Joseph's coat), 2356 nucleotides. RefSeq names its product putative clathrin assembly protein At5g35200. Gene Ontology annotation, biological process: vesicle budding from membrane; clathrin coat assembly; clathrin-dependent endocytosis. The record is from RefSeq and is a predicted model, not a curated record. The coding region runs from base 305 to 1969 and encodes 554 amino acids. Gene Ontology annotation, molecular function: 1-phosphatidylinositol binding; SNARE binding; clathrin heavy chain binding. Lineage: Eukaryota; Viridiplantae; Streptophyta; Magnoliopsida; Caryophyllales; Amaranthaceae. Gene Ontology annotation, cellular component: clathrin-coated pit; clathrin-coated vesicle. The transcript is spliced from 16 exons.